Molecule: messenger RNA, 1074 nt
Organism: Effrenium voratum
Lineage: Eukaryota; Dinophyceae; Suessiales; Symbiodiniaceae
Source: the annotation of a GenBank genome assembly
AUGGAUGCCGUGGUGUUCCCGCGCCGCCGCUGGCCUUUGCGCGUGCUGUCUGAAGAGCAGUACGCUUUUUGGGAGGCCAAUGGUUACCUGGUGGUGCCGGAUGCCAUUCCUGCGGCUCUGGCGGCGCAGACGGCGGAGGCCAUCUACGCCUUUGUGGGCGCCGACCGGGGCGACCCGGACACCUGGUACAGAAACAAGUGGGACAUCUAUUGCGACAAGCUGCCGGACGGCAAGUGGCCGCACCACGGUCCCUGUGGCAUGGUGCAAAUGUAUCACCACAGCACGCUCUGGGCCAUUCGCCAGACUGUGGCCAUCCACGGGAUCUUCGCGGAUUUGUAUGGCACGGAGGCCCUCUAUGUGACGACCGACCGAGCGCAUUUCAAAGCGCCGGAGAACCCAAAGUUUCCCGAGUGGUCAGACCCGGGAGAGGUUCACAAGGAUUUGCACUGGGACAUUGAGACCAGCGAGGCGGAGUGGCCGGUGCCCUUUGCCAUCCAAGGCAUCGUCUACUUGGAGGACACUCCAGCGGAGCUGGGCGCCUUACGUGUGGUGCCAGGCUUCCACCGGCUCCUGGGGCCGUGGUCCAAGAGCUUCGGGCAGCGCAGCGGCCGCGAGUGCCCGGCCCAGCUGCAGGCGAUGGCCCGCCACGUGGAGGCCAAAGCUGGAUCACUGGUGCUGUGGCUUUCAGCCCUGCCCCACGGCCCCAGCAGAAACGUCGGCCGAGUGCCUCGGGUGUCCGCGUACGUGGCCAUGCUGCCCGUGGAUGCCGCGCCCUUCCUGGGCCCUGGCCGUGACCCCGCCACGCCGCUGAGUAUGGCGGACGCAGGCACUCUUCGCUACGGAUCCGCCGGUGACGCCAAAGCGGAAGCCGCAACGCGGCUGAGCCGAACGGCGCGGGUGGCAAGGUGGAGGGAGCGGCUGCCGUUGCUGGAGGAGGAUCCCAGGGAGCAUGAGCUGACACAUGCGCCGCCGGGGGAAGACCACGGCAGCCCUGCGGAGCUCUCGGCCUUGGGCGAGAAGCUCGUGGGCCUCGCCGCCUGGGACUCCGUGGGCGACUCCUGCGAAGGAGUUUGA